GUCAAAAUUCAAAAGUAAGAUACAUACGUUAGCAACACCCGAAGGCCACAAAUUGAGAAAAUCGUCGGAAAAGAGUUUUAGAGAUUAUUGCUAUUAGUUCGCAAUCUUCCGCAUAUUUCAAUUCGAAGUUUGAAGAUCACAUAAAUGGCGAAAAACGCACCAGAUGCAUCCAGUAAUACGGUAGCUGUUCAAGCUACCAACGAUGACGCUUCUGCGAGCAAAUUGUCCUGUGUGAAAAAAGGAUAUAUGAAAGAUGAUUACAUCCAUUUUUUCGUGAGAAAGCCUGUAAGGAGAUCUCCAAUAAUUAAUCGUGGUUAUUUUGCUCGUUUUGCUGCUCUUCGAAAGCUUCUUUCUCAGUUUCUCCAUUCUGAUGAUCAUACUAAGAAGCAAGUAUUGUCACUUGGAGCAGGCUUUGAUACAACAUAUUUUCAGUUGCAGGGUGAGGGAAAAGCACCAUAUUUGUAUGUGGAGCUGGAUUUUAAGGAGGUGACUAGUAAGAAGGCUGCAUUAAUCGAUGUACACAAUGAGUUGAGGGAAAAAAUUGGUGCAACUGCUUCUAUUUCACGAGAAAAUGGGGUGGUGCUUGGAGAUCAUUACAAAUUGCUCCCUGUUGAUUUGAGGGACAUUCCAGAGUUAAAUAAUAUGAUAACUUUAGCAAACCUUGAUCCCAGCCUGCCAACAUUUGUUAUUGCAGAGUGCGUUUUGAUAUACUUGGAUCCAGAGUCAAGCCGUUCUAUAGUUGGUUGGGCUGCGAGAACAUUUUCUACAGCUGUCUUUUUCUUAUAUGAGCAGAUUCAUCCAGAUGAUGCUUUUGGGGAGCAAAUGGUUCGUAACUUGGAGUUCCGUGGCUGUGGGCUCUUAGGUAUUCAUGCUACUCCAACUCUGGAGGCUAAAGAAAGGCUUUUCCUUGAUCAGGGAUGGCAGAGAGCUGUUGCUUGGAACAUGCUCAGAGUUUACAGUGAAUUUAUUGAUUCUCAAGAAAGACGCAGGAUUGAGCGGCUGGAGCUGUUUGAUGAGUUUGAGGAGUGGCACAUGAUGCAGGAACACUAUUGUGUCGCUCUUGCUAUCAAUGAUGCUUUGGGGUUAUUUCAGAAUUUUGGCUUUUACAAGGACGAGCAAAAGGCCAACAUGGAUGGAUCAUGAUCAAAGAAAAAAAUGCCAAUCAUAUACUGUAAGAUUGGCAACUGAAGUUCUUGGAAUGUGCGUGUCGAUGUUAAUUGUAGUCUCUACCCCUCUGAGUUUGCAAUUCUCCUCCAAAAAACUCACGUAUUUAAGUCAAGUCUUGCGAUCUCAAAGGGACGAGCAGAUUGGCUCCCAAAGUAUAGAACACCGAUUUCGUGAAUAAAAAUUCCAAGAAUAAGAUUUUUUUUAAAAAAAGUUUGUUGCUCACUGCACUAGUCUCCAAAAGCAUGAUACACUUUCUAUUAUUUUGUUAGCUGUUUGGCAAAGGAACGUGGCAGAGAGUAAGAGACUUUUGUGGAGACUUUUUGUUUUUGUUGGUUGUCCUAAUUGCAUUAAUCUUUUAUAUAUUUAUUUUAAAAAUUUCAAAAAGUUUUUUGGUUGUGGAUCAUUUGGAUGACGAGAAUGCCAAUUGUUUUGGUUUGGUUGAUUUUGGUACCCUUGUUUUGUCUUCGUUGUUGCCUUUAUUAAAAUUGAUUGGACACGAUUUCGAAUUUUUUAUGAAAACGGAUAUCAAUUUGCCC
This is a messenger RNA of Amaranthus tricolor (Joseph's coat), 1703 nucleotides long. Its product is annotated as leucine carboxyl methyltransferase 1 homolog. Lineage: Eukaryota; Viridiplantae; Streptophyta; Magnoliopsida; Caryophyllales; Amaranthaceae. The record is from RefSeq and is a predicted model, not a curated record. The coding region runs from base 145 to 1143 and encodes 332 amino acids. The transcript has 13 exons. Gene Ontology annotation, molecular function: methyltransferase activity. Gene Ontology annotation, biological process: methylation.